Messenger RNA from Physella acuta, 1395 nucleotides. RefSeq names its product mitochondrial coenzyme A diphosphatase NUDT8-like. Gene Ontology annotation, molecular function: coenzyme A diphosphatase activity. NCBI's taxonomy places the organism in Eukaryota, Metazoa, Mollusca, Gastropoda, Physidae. The record is from RefSeq and is a predicted model, not a curated record.
UGAAGUGGGAGUGACAAAUGAUCGGGGCAAGAGUCACUUAUAGCGUAAAAUGCCCAGCCUUAAAGUGUACAGCUUGAAGUCCCUUCUGUCCAAUUGUUGUGUCUCGUCAAGACAAGUAUUUGUCUCUAGAAGUUUCUCCAGCAUCAACAUAAACCCGCAUCCAAUCACAUUUGAGAGGCUGCUGAGUGAUGAAAACAAAAGACGAGCCCAGGAGAGACUAGUGACUGUGGAGCCAGUUAGGACAGCUAAGGAUUAUGAUCUGAAGUCUGGCCACUCUACAGCUGCCGUCCUGGUGCCACUCUGUACGGUCCACAAUGAGCCCUCCCUGAUUUUAACACUGCGCUCAACCAAAUUAAAGAAACAUCGCGGCCAGGUAAGUUUCCCAGGAGGCAACACAGAUAAAAAUGACAAGGACUUCAUUGCAACAGCGCUGAGAGAAACACAAGAGGAACUUGGGUUGGAUCCUGCGACCUUUGACAUCUGGGGUCAGAUGAAAAGCUUACCAGGCUCAGGAGGCAACAAGGUCGUGUACCCCAUCCUAGCCUGUACGGGUGAAGUUGACCCCAGUCAAAUGCCCAUCAACCACGACGAGGUGGAGGAAGCAUUCUGUGUGUCCAUCCGCCACCUGUGUGACCACCAACACAUAGGUCAGACAUUUUUCCGCGAGGGUUCUGGCUACACGCUGCCAGUCUACACUGGGGCUACACAUCGCAUCUGGGGCCUGACCGCGGUCAUCGUACACCAGGCCCUCAGUAUCAUAGCACCUGGACUGUACACGUACAAGGUCAGACACAGGAAGCCUUUAUACCAGCUCAAGUAGGACAUAACCCCCCACAUCUAUAGCUCCAAGCCUUUAUACCAGCUCAAGUAGGACAUAAUCCCCUUUAUACCAGCUCAAGUAGGACAUAAUCCCCUUUAUACCAGCUCAAGUAGGACAUAAUCCCCUUUAUACCAGCUCAAGUAGGACAUAAUCCCCUUUAUACCAGCUCAAGUAGGACAUAAUCCCCUUUAUACCAGCUCAAGUAGGACAUAAUCCCCUUUAUACCAGCUCAAGUAGGACAUAAUCCCCCACAUAUGUAGCACCAAGAUGUAAUCUGAGAGAAACAUUGGCCUUCAGGCCACACAUAACAUUACAACUAAAUAAUUGAUCUUUAGGCCUGUGUAAUUCCUUUUACAUUCUUUAAGAGUCAAUACUACAAUGGUAGAGUGGUGCCGACAUGAUGUCUUGUAAGUCUAGCAUUAAAUAUUCCAGAGAGCUGUCAUAGUGAUCUCUCUUUAUCAGUGGGAAACAACCUUUGCCCUUUAACCUCUGGUGACCUUACAAGUCGUAGGGGUUGAUAUUGUGAUAUGUAUUUAUAUAUUCGUUAAAGUAAAAUUGAUCUUAUAUUUUUAUAU